CAGCAGGUCAACAUAUUCAGCGCGAGAGGCGGGCCUAUGUGCAGCGAAGAUGAGCCGUGGACUCAGUGCCGCUCAGUGGUCGUGAUUUCAUCGAUGAGGAGCUGACUGACCGCCUCACACACGCACACACACGCAGACAUGAUGACACGUGGAUAUUUGUGGGGGAGAGGAUCCACCGGCCGCCGGGUGGAUUAACGGGGUCGUCGCAUGGGUGUGUGUCGGCGUCCCGGACUGCUCGGCUCUCCUUCUCACUCCGGGACCCGGCGAUGCGCUCUUUAAAGGUUUGGCAAAGACAUCCGGAAAACGCAUCCAUGCGCCAGUCCGCAUCUCGAUAUGCCCCUGACAACACAAAGCCUGGUUUCAAGGAGCUGCCGUAAGAAACCACGCAUGCAAAUCGGCAUGGGUGCGUCAACGCGGUUAUUUCGCUGUGUUUUGCGGAUCUGGAGCGCAGUUGUGCAAUGAGACAAUCGGGAAUUAUCAAGUAGACUUUAUUGAUAGGCGACAUAAUUCGACAAUAUGGCUGAUCAGAGCAACAUCCAGUCCGCCGCCUCCAAGAGUAUCCGGCCUUUUAAAUCCAGCGAGGAGUACCUGUACGCCAUGAAGGAGGAUCUGGCUGAAUGGCUCAACACCCUGUAUGAUCUGGAUAUCACUGCGGACACCUUUAUGGACGGGCUGGGGACGGGCUGUGCCCUCUGUCGGCACGCCAACAACGUGAACCGCGCCGCGCAGGACUUCCAGCUGGAGUACCCGGAGGCUGCACAGUCCAUGAAGGUGCCAUCUAAAGAUGUUGUCUUUCAGUCACGCAACGUGGUCCCGGGCUCGUUCGUGGCGCGGGAUAACGUGUCCAAUUUCAUCAGCUGGUGCAGGCAGGAGCUGUGGAUCAAGGACGUGCUCAUGUUUGAGACCAACGACUUGGUGGAGAGAUGCAACGAGAAGAAUUUUGUUUUAUGCCUCCUCGAGGUGGCACGACGAGGGUCCAAGUUUGGCAUGUUGGCCCCCAUGUUGAUCCAGCUGGAGGAGGAGAUCGAGGAGGAGAUCCGGGACCAGGAAAGCCUGCGGAUCGAUGCGGGGGAGCCUGCUGAGCAGAGCCCGCCCAGCAGGUGCUUCAGUCGGAAGGAGAGCAGCCACAGUGUGGAGGAUGAGGAUGAACCUGAUCCAGAGCCCUACAUCUGGCCGCAGAAGAGAGUUUUGUGUGACAUGCGAAAUUUGGAUGAGCUGGUGCGUGAGAUUCUGGGCCGGUGUUCCUGUCCAGCUCAGUUUCCCAUGAUCAAGGUGUCGGAGGGCAAAUACAAAGUCGGAGACUCCAGUGCAUUGAUCUUUAUAAGGGUUCUUCGUACUCAUGUGAUGGUGCGUGUUGGAGGGGGCUGGGACACAUUAGAGCACUAUUUGGACAAGCAUGACCCGUGUCGCUGUGCUGCUUUUGCCCACCGCUACCACCAGGCUAAAGCCAGUGGCCAAGGUCAGGGCGCCCACAGUAAGUCCUCCAGUGCCCACUCCUCCCGCUCCACCAGCCCAGGUCCACACUGGCGAAAUGAUGGAAUCGCACCUUACAAACCUCCUGACAGGCGCUCCUUGGAGCCCCCAUCUGCUCCCUGUGCCUCCUCCUCCUCCACUCGGCCUGGCCGCUCUCAGAACCCUUCUGCCCCCACCGAUCUGGACUCCGGUGCAGCACGCACUCUACUCCCACGGCCGCCACGAGACCGCUCAGAACCCCGCCACUUUAAUCCUCUCAGGAAUAAGGACACAAUGUUGCCAGUGGCGAGACGACUGUCUGGAGACAGUGACUCCUCGACAGCCUCCUCUAAGGGCGGAGGAGGAGGAGGUGGAGGAGGAGGAGGUGGGGGAAAGUACUCUCUGGGUGGUGCUUCACGGCGCUCUGGUGAUGAGGUAGUCCUGCUUGUGAAUCGCAAGGAGGGGAAGCACGUGAUUGAGAGGCCUGCAGCGGGAAAUCAGACCCCAUCGCUACGCCCCUCACUGCCCCGUGCACGCAGCCAAUCUCGAGAGCGUCCUGCCCUCACUCCAAUACUCAAACCGAACCCCCCACAAGGAUCCGCUGAUGGAUCGCGGUCAUCCCGCACAGAGAGGGGGCGUUCCCUUGGAAACGAGGGCCCAAGGAGGAUACACGCUCCACGUUCCCACAGCCAGAGUAAGUUAACUAGCCGCACUAGGUCCAGUGAUGCAAGCCCGGGACCCGCUUCCUGCUACAGAGAUCCUCAACCUCCACCCCCGGACAGACGAGAGGACCUCCGGGCCAAACAAUUGCCCCCGUCCUCUCCCAGAAUAGGUGGUGGGUUCAGCAAGAGGCAGUCAUCCUCGUGCUCUAACUCCCCCGUUAAAGGGAUCCAGAACAACAACAGUAGCCCCAGUAAGAAGAUCAUAACUACCCCCAGACCUCCCGCACCACGCUCACCCUCCAUGGGAAGAGGCAGACUUCUGCCACCAGUCACCUCAGGAGGUCGACGUUCACCUCACUCAUCACCCCGCAACUCUCACCAUCAUUCUGCCCGCCCCCCCCGCACGUCACAGGGUGCUCGCUCUGCUGGGCGAGGCCAUCAUAGGAACUGGUCUGGCAUGGAGCACCAGGAGCCCGAGGAGGAAGGACUGGGCCUCGGCUUCCAGAUGCUGCCAACGCUGGACCCCCAGAGGGAGCAGGACCUGUAUCGCAGCUUUGAGGCUGAGUUUCUGGCUAAUACCCAGCAGGCUAGAGGAGUGUCUUGUAGAGCCCCAGGAGGAGCGACCCUGCAGGGAGCUGUGGUGCCAGCACCCGCUGAUCCUAACGUCACUGACUCUGCCUACUCCUCCUCUAACUCUUCCACCUCCUCCCUGAAUGUGGGUGCAAAGAUGGGAACUCUGCCCGACCUCAGGGAAUCCAAGAGAACUAAUCCGCGUCACUUCCCGCUGGACGACCCCUUAAAUUUACUUUAUGGACACAAUUUUGGAGGACCACACAACUUUGGUCCAGGAGAGCCUGAGCACUGGGGGGAGCGUGGAGGGGGUCUCAAGAAGCUUCCAGCCAUCUCUAGCUCCAUCGAGGAGAGGGAACCACCAUCUUCUCUGCCUGGCCUCGGAGACACAGACAGUUUGAUGAACCAGGUCCCGUCACAACCUGCUUUCCACUGUAGGAAUAUGAAUGGAGACCACGGUGGUUGUCCUCCCACAGGGGGGCUGACAGGUCAGCAGGGUCAGCUUGGCUGGGGCACAGGGCCAGAGGGAGACGUUCCUCUGGAGAAUCACCAGCCAAACUUACCAUACGACCUAGAAAAUGGUGAUCACAGUGAUGACCUCCCGCCCCCAGAGGCUUGUCCGUCACCUGUGGCCCUUCCCCCCUCUGAUGAUUGCUCCUUCCAGGACUCCUCAAGUGAAAACUCUUCCAUGUGCUUCAGCCUAAGUGAAUCCCGCUCAGAAUCCCCCCCGCCUUCUUCACCCCUGACAAACGGGGACACUGAUGGAGAAGGGCUGCAGACUAAGAAAGGGCAGAAGAAGGCAGACAGAGUUGCGCCUAUCUCUAAGCACAAACUGAGAGGCAGGAUGAGGCCUCGCACUGACAACAGGCCAGAAAAUAACCCGUCACGUAUCCCCACCCCGGUCAGCUACAGAGAUCUGCAAUCUCAUGAGACAUUUUCCCCGAGCCACACCCCACCGCUGUCCCCUCAGAGCUCCCGCUCUACUGGUCGUCCAGCCACAUGCAAGGGCCUGCACCAGGCCUUCACAGAUAUGAUCCAUCCUCAACCACGCUCCACAGCGAUGGGCAACAAAGACUGCCCUUUCCCUGGACAGUCAGGGAGCCUGGACACUGAAGCUUGGAUGUAGCACGAAUGAGACAGGGGCGUUGUUGUCAUAAAAUUUGACUACUGUGUAAAAAAAAAAAGAGAGAGAGAGAGACUGGGCUAUAGACUGUUUUCAUUGCAUGUCUAACUUCUUUUUCACUUAGUUUCUCCCCUGAAUAACUGCAGGGGGUUCACAUUGCUUUUAUGUUGCACUCAAGCCAAAUUAUUUAUUACCAAAGGAAUGGUCUCUUAAAUAUUACUUUUACUGUGUGCAUGGGGUUGUUUUGCCAAUCAUAAGGUUUUUUAUUUUUCUUAUUUUAUUUUUUUUGUUUGUUUUAGCAAAGACACUUGUGAAAUUGUCAUCAGUGACACGGAGAUAUAGAGAGAGAGCAUAUGUGCUGCCAUGUGCCCCGCCGAGGGGCAUGGUGAAGUGCCAGGGAUUUAAAGCUGCAACUCUACACAACAGUGUUAACACUAAACCUUUAGUCAGAUGGAUUGGCUCCCUCUUGUGGUCUGCCACAGCAUCUCUGCUUGCCUUCAUAGUCAAAAUACUGGUGUUUUCAGUCUCUCCACUUUUGUGGUCUUCAUAUAGGUAUACUCACAUUUUACAAUAUACUAAUAGGUAACAUAGACAAAGGUACCCCUGUCAUCCCUCUGACUUGAUGAACACUACAUGCACUACCUAUCUCUGUACAGUACUGUUAUUAAUGUCACCUUUUCACAACAAUUGAUGUUGUUGAGAUAGAUAUGUGUUUUUACAGGGUCCAGUGUGUAGGAUUUAGGGGGAUAUAUAUUGACAGAAAUUGACUAUAGAAUAAUAAGCUGGGUUUUUUU
Molecule: messenger RNA, 4601 nt
Organism: Plectropomus leopardus (leopard coralgrouper)
Lineage: Eukaryota; Metazoa; Chordata; Actinopteri; Perciformes; Serranidae
Gene: gas2l1
Product: growth arrest-specific 2 like 1
Biological process (GO): microtubule bundle formation; regulation of microtubule polymerization or depolymerization; protein localization to microtubule plus-end
Cellular component (GO): cytoplasm; microtubule plus-end; actin filament
Molecular function (GO): microtubule binding; actin filament binding; cytoskeletal adaptor activity
Source: RefSeq, a predicted model, not a curated record